Prorocentrum cordatum is the source of this 666-nucleotide messenger RNA. Lineage: Eukaryota; Dinophyceae; Prorocentrales; Prorocentraceae. The record is from the annotation of a GenBank genome assembly.
AUGAGCGGAAUUUGCACUUAUACUUCGGUAGUGUCGACAGAUCGAUACUGUCGUUGUAUGGCACGAUCUCAGGCGGACGGGACUGGCACGAGAGUGCUGUACCCCUGGAUAAAUUCAUCAGUCCCCACAUUAUUGCCUUCGGCACGAUGGCGGAUCUUCGCGAUGAUGAACGUCAUCACGUCGCAAUUCGUCGACCAAACGUUGGAAGCCUCAUCCAAGGAUCGUCGCGACCACAUGGUCUCCAGCCUUAUGGACGCUUUCUCCAAGACAGGUGUUCGUGCAGAGAUGGUGACCGAGGAAGAUUUCAUGAAUAACCUCACCCACCCCUCCAUGAGGAGCUUCUUGAAGGACUUGUACAGGCGGGAGGAGGUGAGCCCUGAGGAGAUCCGGAAGUCGCGCCUUUUCGAGAUGCUUGACGACGAUGGAUCCGGCGAGAUCACCAGAGAUGAGCUCGUCCUGGGAUGCGUGAGAUUGACUGGUAGCGCAACCUCGCUGGACCUUGCCGUGCUCAAGCUUGACGUAGAGAAUCUGCGGAGAGAUGUCGGGGACAUCUGCGAAAUGCACAGGGCUGAGGGCAGGAUGGACAGGAUGCCGUCAAAGAACGUCGUUCCGAGAAGUUCCUUAGGAAGCGAAAAGAACGAGAAGCGCGUGCCAAUGGCAGCAUGA